This is a messenger RNA of Cladocopium goreaui, 1500 nucleotides long. Lineage: Eukaryota; Dinophyceae; Suessiales; Symbiodiniaceae. The record is from the annotation of a GenBank genome assembly.
AUGGCCGACGAAGCGCAAGCGACUCGGCGAGCCUUCACCAUUCAGGGGCCGCAGGUUGCCUUAGCUAUGCUGCGAGGUUCCAAACGCAUAACAUGGCCGGAUGCGCCAGAGGAAGCUUCUUUGUCCAAAAGUUGCGUGGUUGGGAUGGUGAGAGAUGCAAGGGAAGCUGAAGGAAGCAACCGCCUCUGGGAUUCCUUGUGGCCAACUGCAGAAAAUGAGGGACCCGCUGCCAAGCGCCAGAAGCUCACGCAGCCGCCUUGGAAAAGCAAGAAGCGGAAGCGCCGUUCUGACGCUGGGAACACCGGCAGUCCGGCUCAAGUUUCCUUCACAGCAUCCAAGCGUCGCCGGCUGCUUCUUCGCAGCCCUUUGCAAAAGCCGAAGUUGGCAAAAGCAUCAGCAUCAGAAGCCUUGCAGGACGUUGGAGCUGCUGACAACACUGAUGGCAAAGUCACACAGUUGCAGCCCAGAGGAGGUCUCUUUGCUUUCCGGGACGAUCAGCCAGUGUUCAUUCUGAGUGUACGGACAAGCAGAAAAAUUCCUUUGGCUGAUGUGGUUCCAUUGAAGCAGGCAACUUUUCAAGGACGAACCGUCCUCAAAGCCAAAUACACAGAGACCCGCACAUGCAGAUGGAGUGAGCUCAAAGAUGUCGGCUUACAUUUCCAGAUUGCCAACUGUGCGAAUGAUCGCCGUAGAGCGAGCUUGCCGUUCCAGAAGCAACCGGGGGAAACACAAGGAGAUCAAGGCAGAGCUUUGCGCGAGAAUGCAGCUUUGGCAGCUCGCUGGCAGGCUGGCAAUGCAGAGCUAGGUUUGGCCACUUCAUGCACAGUUGAUCACUCGGUGCGAUCCGUUGUGCCAGUGCGUUUGCGGGCGCACCUGGCCGAACGAGCUGCUUCAGGUAUUACCCAUCACGCGGCCCCACGCGCAGAUGAGAGCCGUUCCUUUUGGAUUCCGCGGUCUGGAGAUGGCAGCGGCCGGGCAGAUGUGCAGCGGAUUCGCUUGCUCUACAAACGUGAUUUACACGGAGAUGAUGGGCUCGUUAUAGUUUCCUGUGACGAGGAGGAUGUCAUCUCCCCGCAGCAUGCUCCACCAAACGUAUGUAGACGCUGGCGUUCAGGUGCAUUAGAGCCCAUUGCGGGUGUUGAAGUUGACCUUGCAUUGCCGCGGGCGCUGGAUGAGCAAAAUGUUCGUCUCUUGCUUGUCUAUACUGGCACCUGUACAGUCAAGUUGAUCAAGAACGUCCGCCUGAAAAUUUGCCGCCAGACAUUCCGCUAUGGGCUUGGGAGUUGUUUUCAAAACCAAGAUUUCAUUGGACUGAGGCUCGGGUUCAAGCGUUGCAAGAAUCUUGUUUGCAGACGCUGCAGGCCGCAGACCGCAAAUUAUCCGUACCUGAUUAGCGCCGCCCUGGCUUCGUCCACUGCGACCUGUGGGUCUCAAUGGCACGGACGAUAUUGUGCUCUCAAUCGCAAGAAACUUCCAGAAAGCAGUCCUUUUGUACACUAG